AUGGAUGACUUGGGAUUGUUUCGAGGUAGAUUUUGUAUACGUGUGUUUGAUAGUCGUCUGCACAGGUCAGCGGAUUUACGGAACAGUGUGAAGACGUACUACUCCCUUAGGGUGAAGACGUACUACUCCCUUAGGGUGAAGACGUACUACUCCCGUAGUCGGAACAAGUGCUACUCCCUUAGUGGAAAGACGUACUACUCCCUCAGUGGAAAGAAGUGCUACUCCCUUAGUGGGAAGACGUGCUACUAUCUUAGUGGGAAGACGUGCUACUCCCUUAGUGGGAAGACGUGCUACUCCCUUAGUGAGAAGACGUGCUACUCCCUUAGUGAGAAGACGUGCUACUCCCUUAGUGGGAAGACGUGCUACUCCCUUAGUGAGAAGACGUGCUACUAUCUUAGUGGGAAGACGUGCUACUCCCUCAGUGGAAAGAAGUGCUACUCCCUUAGUGGGAAGACGUGCUACUAUCUUAGUGGGAAGACGUGCUACUCCCUUAGUGGGAAGACGUGCUACUCCCUUAGUGAGAAGACGUGCUACUCCCUUAGUGAGAAGACUGAGAAGAAGUGCUACUCCCUUAGUGAGAAGACGUGCUACUCCCUUAGUGGGAAGACGUGCUACUAUCUUAGUGGGAAGACGUGCUACUCCCUUAGUGAGAAGACGUGCUACUCCCUUAGUGGGAAGACGUGCUACUCUCUUAGUGGGAAGAAGUGCUACUCUCUUAGUGGGAAGAAGUGCUACUCUCUUAGUGGGAAGAAGUGCUACUCCCUUAGUGAGAAGACGUGCUACUAUCUUAGUGGGAAGAAGUGCUACUCCCUUAGUGGGAAGACGUGCUACUCUCUUAGUGGGAAGACGUACUACUCCCUUAGUGUGAAGAAGUGCUACUCCCUUAGUGGGAAGACGUACUACUCUCUUAGUGGGAAGACGUACUACUCCCUUAGUGGGAAGACGUACUACUCUCUUAGUGGGAAGACGUACUACUCUCUUAGUGGGAAGACGUACUACUCCCUUAGUGGGAAGACGUACUACUCUCUUAGUGGGAAGACGUACUACUCCCUUAGUGGGAAGACGUGCUACUCUCUCAGUGGGAAGAAGUGCUACUCCCUCAGUUGGAAGAAGUGCCACUCUCUUAGUGUGAAGAGGUGCCACUCCCUUAGUGUGAAGAAGUGCCACUCCCUUAGUGUGAAGAAGUGCCACUCCCUUAGUGUGAAGAAGUACUACUCCCUUAGUGUGAAGAAGUGCUACUCCCUUAGUGGGAAGACGUGCUACUCCCUUAGUGAGAAGAAGUGCUACUCCCUUAGUGGGAAGACGUGCUACUCCCUUAGUGGGAAGACGUACUACUCCCUUAGUGUGAAGACGUGCUACUCUCUUAGUGGGAAGACGUGCUACUCCCUUAGUGGGAAGACGUGCUACUCUCUUAGUGGGAAGACGUACUACUCCCUUAGUGGGAAGAAGUGCUACUCCCUUAGUGGGAAGACGUACUACUCCCUUAGUGGGAAGACGUACUACUCUCUUAGUGGGAAGACGUACUACUCCCUUAGUGGGAAGAAGUGCUACUCCCUUAGUGGGAAGAAGUGCUACUCCCUUAGUGGGAAGACGUACUACUCUCUUAGUGGGAAGACGUACUACUCCCUUAGUGAGAAGAAGUGCUACUCCCUUAGUGGGAAGACGUACUACUCUCUUAGUGGGAAGACGUGCUACUCCCUUAGUGAGAAGAAGUGCUACUCCCUUAGCGGGAAGACGUACUACUCCCUUAGUGUGAAGACGUACUACUCCCUUAGUGGGAAGACGUACUACUUCCUUAGUGGGAAGACGUACUACUCUCUUAGUGGGAAGACGUACUACUCCCUUAGUGGGAAGACGUGCUACUCCCUUAGUGGGAAGACGUGCUACUCUCUUAGUGGGAAGACGUACUACUCCCUUAGUGGGAAGACGUGCUACUCCCUUAGUGGGAAGACGUGCUACUCUCUUAGUGGGAAGACGUACUACUCCCUUAGUGGGAAGACGUGCUACUCCCUUAGUGGGAAGACGUACUACUCCCUUAGUGGGAAGAAGUGCUACUCCCUUAGUGGGAAGACGUACUACUCCCUUAGUGGGAAGACGUACUACUCUCUUAGUGGGAAGACGUACUACUCUCUUAGUGGGAAGACGUACUACUCCCUUAGUGGGAAGACGUACUACUCCCUUAGUGGGAAGACGUACUACUCCCUUAGUGGGAAGACGUACUACUCCCUUAGUGGGAAGACGUACUACUCUCUUAGUGGGAAGACGUACUACUCCCUUAGUGGGAAGACGUACUACUAUCUUAGUGGGAAGACGUACUACUCCCUUAGCGGGAAGACUGGGAAGAAGUGCUACUCCCUUAGUGGGAAGACAUACUACUCCCUUAGUGGGAAGAAGUGCUGCUCCCUUAGUGGGAAGACGUACUGCUCCCUUAGUGGGAAGACGUACUACUCCCUUAGUGGGAAGACGUACUACUCCCUUAGUGGGAAGAAGUGCUACUCCCUUAGUGGGAAGAUGUACUACUCUCUUAGUGGGAAGACGUACUACUCCCUUAGUGGGAAGACGUACUACUCCCUUAGUGAGAAGAAGUGCUACUCCCUUAGUGGGAAGAUGUACUGCUCUCUUAGUGGGAAGACGUGCUGCUCCCUUAGUGGGAAGAAGUGCUACUCCCUUAGUGGGAAGAUGUACUACUCUCUUAGUGGGAAGACGUACUACUCCCUUAGUGUGAAGAAGUGCCACUCCAUGAAAGCGAGGAAUUCACUUAUUCAGAACAGUGAUACUAUAUUUAGUAACGUUCCGAAAUGA
Molecule: messenger RNA, 2802 nt
Organism: Gigantopelta aegis
Lineage: Eukaryota; Metazoa; Mollusca; Gastropoda; Neomphalida; Peltospiridae
Exons: 4
Coding region: 1-2802 (933 amino acids)
Source: RefSeq, a predicted model, not a curated record